Molecule: messenger RNA, 991 nt
Organism: Anarrhichthys ocellatus (wolf-eel)
Lineage: Eukaryota; Metazoa; Chordata; Actinopteri; Perciformes; Anarhichadidae
Gene: rps24
Product: ribosomal protein S24
Exons: 5
Coding region: 61-459 (132 amino acids)
Biological process (GO): translation
Cellular component (GO): ribosome
Molecular function (GO): structural constituent of ribosome
Source: RefSeq, a predicted model, not a curated record
AUCCGGUCGCCUGCUGGUCCUUCCUCCUUUUCUACGUCCCUGAGCGAGCCCGGCGUCAAGAUGAAUGACACAGUGACAGUCAGGACCCGCAAGUUCAUGACGAACCGGCUGCUUCAGAGGAAGCAAAUGGUCGUCGAUGUCCUGCAUCCCGGCAAGGCCACGGUCCCCAAGACUGAAAUCAGGGAGAAACUCGCCAAGAUGUACAAGACCACCCCCGAUGUCGUGUUUGUAUUCGGCUUCAGGACUCAGUUCGGUGGCGGCAAGACAACAGGCUUUGCGAUGGUGUACGACUCUCUAGACUACGCUAAGAAGAACGAGCCCAAACACAGACUGGCCAGACACGGUCUCUAUGAGAAAAAGAAGACCUCCAGGAAACAGCGCAAGGAACGCAAGAACAGAAUGAAGAAAGUACGAGGCACCAAGAAGGCCAGUGUGGGCGCUGCUGGCAAAAAGAAGUGAAGUGUCAGUGUGCAGGUAUAGAAGCUGAACAAGCAUGGUGUGCCAUUGUGUUGCACAUCAAAAGCUGAAAGACCUGAGCUGUGCAUGCAUGAUGCACCUUACCUUCCCCUCGACUUUUCCUUCAGUGCCCCCCCCUGUUUCAAACUCCCUGCUAAUAGGCUUUUCCCUCUCCCCUGGUCCUUUGUACCACGAUAAUGGGCAUAUCCAUUAGGCUUUGCACACUCUGCCUUACAUUUACACAGAGACGAAGUGCUUUGAUAAUGCUUCACAUCUCUAGUUAAUAGAGGCAGAGCUUGAGUGUAGCAUGUGGAUCUUAGUUUUGUAGUGUGUUGAGUGGGUUAGUUGAGCUAAAAGCCUGCCAGUGUGUGAAUCGCCACAGAAAUGUUUCCUGAAAAUGUCUUACUCCAGUCAUGAUGUUUUACAAAGCUUCCAACUAUGAUGUUGGUCUUAAAACUGUUUGUUUUGCCCAAACAUAGUUAACAUUUGUUGUUGUAAGAUUUAAAUGUGCUCUGGUAUUAAUUCUGCUGUUCUC